AUGCCUCCAAUCCAAGAUUUCCUCCUCGUUCUCCACGCCACCGUCUCCGACCAAGAAGCUGAAGCGACAUUCGCACGCACAAAAGCGAUUUUCGACGUAGAGAACAUUUGUGUGCUGUGGUUGGAGGAGACCGGCGGCACGACUUCUUCCUGGGCGGUGAGAGGUGGAAUCGCCUUGCCGGAAGCUGCGCGAGAGCACAUCCGUGCGGAUCCUGCUGUGCGGCUGUUCUUCCCUCGUCCCGCUCGCGACCGCGCUGCUGGAGGUAGCGUCGAGCCAACAACGCAACCGCUUCGGACGAGAGACUUCUUCCUCCUGGUGCUCUCCGAUAAUGCGACAGACCAUGCCAACAUCACCACCACCGAGCGUACAAAAGCCAUGCUGGAGAAGGAACGCAUUUCCGUCCUAGAGAUCAAGCAAGGCGACUCCCUCAACUCCUUCACAGUCGAAGUAGUCGGCCCUCUCUCCGACUCCGUCAAAACUGCCAUCAAAACCUCUCCCGAAGUUGCCCGUUUCGACCUCGCCGCCUCCGUUUCUCUUCCUCCUCUGCUCCCUCUCCGCCAGAUGAUACAGCAACCAAGCCUAUCAUUCCGCUAUCGCAUGGUCCUGAAGCAGGUCACGCACAAAAAAUGGUUGCGGACGAGUUUCCAGACAGAGGAGGCGCUGGAUCAGGCGGCGUACAUCUUGAGGGGAGAAGGUGUGACGGUGCUGCGGGUGGGGUGUGUGAGUAGUAUGUCGGGAAGGAGGAAUGUGUGGGAGAUUGAGACUGUGGUUCCGAUUGAUGAGAGGACGCUGGAGAGAAUUCGGGGAAUUGAUGAUGUGGAGACGCUUGGGAUAUUUGUGGGGUGA
Zymoseptoria tritici IPO323 is the source of this 846-nucleotide messenger RNA. RefSeq lists its product as uncharacterized. The transcript has a single exon. The record is from RefSeq and is a predicted model, not a curated record. Bases 1 to 846 code for a protein of 281 amino acids. Lineage: Eukaryota; Fungi; Ascomycota; Dothideomycetes; Mycosphaerellales; Mycosphaerellaceae.